ACAUAUGCUUUCCACCAUUUGAUAGUUAGGUUGAGCUUGAAGGCAUCAACUCCUUUUCCCUGACGAAUCGACGAACAUGAAUCUCACAAAUUCUCUUCUUAUCAAAUUCAGAGGUAAUCUUAUCACUAAAUCCUUCCUUCUUCACUGUAAUUUCUCCACAAAUCGAUCUAUGGUUGAUAAAAUUACCAACUUGAAUGAUGCACUCAACCUGUUCGAUGAAAUGUCACAAACACGCCCUCUCCCAUCUGUUGUCAAAUUCACUCAGUUGUUGAAUGCUGUUACUAAAAUGAAACAUUUUCCCUCUUCUCUUCAUCUUUUCAACCAAAUGUGUGCAAUUGGUGUUCCCAUUGAUAAAUACUCAAUGAGCAUUGCAAUCAAGUGUUGUUGCCAGUUGUAUCGCACCAAAGACGGGUUUGCAGUCCUAGGGUGUUGCUUUAGGCGAGCUAUUCCACCCAAUGUGUACAUAUAUAGUGCACUCUUAGAUGGACUUGUCCUUGAAGAUAAGAUUCUUGAAGCAGAGAUGUUAUUCAAGAAGCUCGUCAAACAAAAACUCUGUGAACCUGAUGUGGUUAUGUAUAACACAAUGAUUAAAGGGCUUUGCAAGUUCGGUAAUAACGUUACAGCAGUUGCUUUGCUCAGGCUAAUGGAACAAAAAAACUGCAAGCCUAGUAUUGUUACAUAUAGCACCAUCAUUGAUAGUCUUUGCAAGGAUAAACUGAUUGAUGAUGCUUUCAAACUCUUUAAAGAGAUGGUAUUUGAAAAAGGAAUUUUACCAAAUGUCAUUACCUACACCUCUUUAAUUCGUGGCCUUUGUAACUUAGGUCAUUGGGAUGAGGCCUCAAAGCUGCUAAAAGAAAUGGAGGAUGAAAAGAUUUCUCCAGAUGUGCAAACCUUUACUGUAUUAGUUGAUGCUUUUUGCAAGGAAGGUAAAGUAGAAGAAGCUGAGGCUAUUAUCAACAUCAUGAUUGAGAGAGGUGAGGUUCCAGACAUAGUGACAUACAACUCACUUAUUGAUGGUUACUGUCUUCGAGGUGAAAUGAUCAAAGCAAGGGAGAUUUUUGAUUCACUGGCGCUUAGAGGUCUCGUCCCUGAUGUUGUCGCUUACAGUAGUUUGUUGAAUGGGUAUUGCAAAAAUCUGAACAUAGAAAAAGCUAUGCAAAUGUUUCAAGAAAUGACUGGAAAAGGUUUAAAGCCCAAUGUAGUCACUUACAACACCAUGAUACAAGGAUUCUUUCAGGUUGGGCGUUGUGUAGAUGCACGCAAACUCUUUGAUGAGAUGCAUGCACAAAGCCAAAUCCCAGACCAAUACACUUAUCGAAUAGUUUUAGAGGGCCUUUGCAACAAUCGUCAAGUAGAAGAGGCUCUCUCUUUUUUUCAUUUGAUGGGUGAUAGCAAGCUUAAUUCUGAUAUUGUUGUGUACAAUAUCCUCAUUGAUGGUGCAGGAAAAUGUGGGAAAGUGGAUAUUGCAAGGGUUCUUUUCCAAGGUCUAAUUGAUAAAGGCGGUGUAGGCACGCGGCUGCUGCUGUAGGGGAUUUAAUUUUCAUUUACGGUGGUUUACGCGGAGGGGUAUUGUUAGAUGAUCUUUUAGUUGCUGAAGACCUGGCUGCUGCUGAAAUGACAUCAGCAGCGUCACAUGCAGCUGCUGCAGCUGUAGCCUCUAAUGCACAGGUAGGCGGGAGGCCACCUGGACGCUAUGGAUUUGUUGAAGACAGAACGAGGCAGCCAAAUUCUGAAACAGAUGCUGACGGUGCAGUCGUACUUGGGGAUCCUGUUGCUCCGCCUGCUAACGGUGACAUGUAUACAGAUCUCAGCACUGAGAAUGCCAUGCUCCCCGGCUCAAGGAGAUUAAGCAAAGGAGUUGAAUAUUUGGUCGAGGCAUCGGCAGCUGAAGCUGAAGCUAUUGCUAAAACCCUAGCCGCCGCAAAAGCACGUCAAUCUAACGGUGAAGUUGAUCUGCCAGAUAGAGACCGUGGAGCGGAGGCUACUCCGAGUGGGAAACAAAUGAUAAAACCUGAUUCUGAUGUUGUACCUAGUUCUGCGCCAGCUGGCAUACGUUUGCAUCAUCGAGCUGUGGUAGUAGCUGCAGAGACGGGUGGAGCAUUAGGUGGAAUGGUGAGACAGCUGUCAAUAGAUCAGUUUGAAAAUGAAGGCAGGAGGGUUAGUUAUGGGACCCCAGAAAACGCAACUGCAGCAAGGAAGCUUCUAGAUCGGCAAAUGUCAAUCAACAGUGUCCCCAAAAAGGUGAUUGCUCACCUAUUGAAGCCUCGUGGGUGGAAGCCACCUGUUCGCAGACAAUUCUUUCUGGAUUGUAAUGAGAUAGCUGAUCUUUGUGAUAGUUCUGAACGAAUAUUUUCAAGUGAACCUAGUGUUUUACAACUUAGGGCUCCAAUCAAGAUAUUUGGUGAUUUGCAUGGGCAAUUUGGAGACCUCAUGAGACUUUUUGAUGAGUACGGAUCCCCAUCUACGGCUGGAGACAUAGCAUAUAUCGAUUAUCUCUUCUUAGGAGAUUAUGUUGAUCGAGGCCAACACAGUUUGGAAACCAUUAGCCUUCUGUUAGCUCUGAAGGUUGAAUAUCCACACAAUGUUCAUUUAAUUCGUGGGAAUCAUGAAGCUGCAGAUAUAAAUGCACUUUUUGGCUUUCGAAUCGAGUGCAUAGAGCGAAUGGGCGAGAGAGAUGGAAUCUGGGUAUGGCACAGGAUAAACAGAUUAUUCAACUGGUUGCCACUGGCCGCGUUAAUUGAGAAAAAGAUUAUUUGUAUGCAUGGUGGUAUUGGGAGGUCAAUUAAUCAUAUUGAGCAGAUCGAAAACCUUCAACGGCCGAUCAC
Messenger RNA from Helianthus annuus (common sunflower), 2825 nucleotides. Its product is annotated as pentatricopeptide repeat-containing protein At3g22470, mitochondrial-like. The record is from RefSeq and is a predicted model, not a curated record. The coding region runs from base 77 to 1528 and encodes 483 amino acids. The transcript is spliced from 8 exons. Lineage: Eukaryota; Viridiplantae; Streptophyta; Magnoliopsida; Asterales; Asteraceae. Gene Ontology annotation, molecular function: protein binding.